CUCUGUCAUGUCGAGUCUCCGUGAUUGUUCUAUAUGAAGUACCGGGAUGAAGUCACAGAGGAGUGUUUUAACUCAAGAGACGGACUGCUGAAAGGAUGGAAAAUUACAUUGACUUCAUUGCUGGAUGUUUUGGAGGUUGUGCUGCUGUAAUUGUUGGUCAUCCUUUUGAUACAGUCAAGGUUCGCCUGCAGACCCAGAGUCCAGGUGCCAAGUUGUACCGAGGCACGUUCGAUUGCUUUCGAAAAAUCGUACAGAAAGAGACAGCUCAUGGAUUGUACAGGGGUAUGGCAUCUCCGCUAUAUGGACUUGCUUUCAUCAAUGCAGUUGUAUUUGGUGUUCAGGGCAAUGUAUCGCGGAGAUUAACUAAUCCGAACACACUGACGUCACAGGCGAUAUCUGGUGCCUCUGCAGGCUUUGUGCAAUCGUUUAUAUGUAGUCCAAUGGAACUUGCAAAGACACGGGUUCAGGUGCAGGGAGCAUCAUUAGGAGAACAAAAAUUCAAAGGACCUUUUGACUGUCUAUGUAAAAUGUACAAAGCUGAAGGAGUGAAAAGUCUCUUCAGGGGAUUAACGCUGACUAUAUGCAGGGAAAUUCCAGGUUUCUCAUCAUAUUUUGUUUGUUAUAAAUACCUUUGUGACAAGUUCUCCCCUGUGGACCCGAAAAUGGAAAAAAGUAUAUAUGUCAUGCUUUUUGCAGGAGGAUUCGCUGGGGUUUUUUCUUGGAUUUCAACAUAUCCUAUAGACUUAGUGAAAUCUAGGAUCCAAGCUGAUGGAGUGAAUGCACGCCCUAUGUACAGUGGUGCUAUAGACUGUAUAAAGAAAUCAUAUAAUUCUGAAGGACCUCGAGGUUUCUUCAGAGGAAUAAAUUCAACAUUGCUCAGGGCAUUUCCAGUGAACGCUGUGACCUUCGUGACUGUUGAAAUAUUUCUUGAAUGGGCAAAAGUUAACAAUGAUGACAAUCUGACUUUAGCUGAUGUGGUGCAAGAGAGUGCUUAUUUGUAAAUAUUUCAGUGGGAAUAAAGUAAAGUGGUAUUGGUUAUUGUAGCCCUUUCCCCGCCUAGAAAAUAGAACACGCUGCGCAGAAAAAAGGUGGUAAUUUGGAGGCUGGUGUUGACUUACUUUCAUUCAGUGUUACCACUUGCACAUGUUUCUGCAAAAUGAUAGGAGAAUGUGAUUAAGAUUUUGAGUGACAGUUUUGAUGCAUGUUAAUUAACAAAAAAUAUCAUGUUUAAUUUGACACUGAUCUUCUAUAUGUGAACAGCAAAUGUGCAGGCUGUCCGAAGUGGGCAUAAUCAAUUUACGUUGUUUAGUGAGGUGGUGAUCAUCGAUUACAUCACAAACCACAGCUUUUUUAGGAGACAUAAGGACCAUUCUGCUGCCGUAGGCUUGUUCACUAAUUAGUUAUUCAUCUGUGAUAAUUUCGUGACAAUGUCUCCUUCAUAACUGGUUAAAUCCAUCCAGGAAGAAAUUCUGUAUAUAAGAAUGUAGAGAGGAAUUUUGUGGGCUUGCUGCAAAGAUGUAAACUGGCCUGAAGUUUUGGUACAGGUAUAAUGUAUAAUGUUUGUAUGAAAUUGUGUAUUUGAUGCAGGUGUGAGACCAAUGGGCUACUUCUUAUAUACUACGGUACAGAAAAAGUCAAUUGACCUCCAUCUUUGUUAAAUUGGACACCAUGGUGAGGGUGAGCUAAUCUUUCAUGGUGAUGGUGAGCUAUAAAGCAUGUAAUGAAUAUUAACGAAACAGACACAGACACCAUCUGUUUCUGCCAUAUGAUAUACAGUGGAACCACCCUUAGUGGACACCUCUCUUUUAAGGACAACCUCUCUAUUCAGGACAGUUUUGGUCCCAAAUUGGUUGUUUCCAUUCAAUUUGACCUCUCUAAUCAGGACACCUCUCUAUAAAGGACAGCACUUGUCAGUCCCAAUGGUGUCCUCAAAAGAGAGGUUCUACUGUAUUUUAAACACUCCUUUUGUCGGCUUCAUAUUAGUAAAUGUCACUGUCCUUUGGGCGACUGGCAAAAAUCUUCAAAGUUAGGUUUUUCCUUAAUCUAAUUUUUGGACCCAAGAUAAUUUUCACAUCCACAUUUCUUUUUCUCGAUAAAUUUCAGUGAAAUCUUCAGAUUAUUUCUUUUUCAUAUAUAUCUUCAAAUAUGCCAAGUAACAUUUGAAAAUAUCCAUUAGGAAAAAAUCAGCCCCUGUCCCCUCCCCCCCUCUUCAAAGGGCUACGAUGAAGAAAACAUUUUUUAACUUGGUUUGCAAAUUUCUUACCUUGAAAUUUUGUUGGGUUAAGAAAAACCAAACUUUCAUUUGCAAAGCAACCCCGAAGGUCAGUGAUCAUUACUUCUAAAGAAGCCUAAUUUUGGUCAUGUAGGUUACAGUCAUGUAUGAAAUAAAUCUAAAUUAUUUCGGAAAA
Molecule: messenger RNA, 2408 nt
Organism: Lineus longissimus
Lineage: Eukaryota; Metazoa; Nemertea; Pilidiophora; Heteronemertea; Lineidae
Product: mitochondrial basic amino acids transporter-like
Exons: 4
Coding region: 96-1001 (301 amino acids)
Biological process (GO): mitochondrial L-ornithine transmembrane transport
Cellular component (GO): mitochondrion
Molecular function (GO): high-affinity L-arginine transmembrane transporter activity
Source: RefSeq, a predicted model, not a curated record